CCUCCGGAAUGGGCACCCGCUGACGAGCCUUCGCGUGAUUUUGGUCUAUUUUACGACGCACCGAAACACGAGUACGAAGCAGCUGAGGAUUUCUGCGAUACCCAUCCUCCUAAUCCUCCGCGUUUCCUACCCUCAGCAGACGUCGAUCGAAUUCGUGAGGAGGGGUGUAAAGCGUGGACGCUCGUCCCGCCUUCGUUAUCUCGAUUUAAGGGUAGUAUAAGGGAAGUGAGGAGUAAUAGGAAGGGGCAGCCGAAGGUGAUUGAGCUGCAUACGGAGGCUGGAUGUGGAGAUUCGUGUGUUAUGAGUAACUAUCCGAUUAUGGCUGGGUUGUAUGAUAUCCAAGGGAAGGAGGGUAUUUAUUAUGAGGUUACAAUUCUGCAAAUGGAGGGACUCGUCGCCAUCGGUACCGCCUGUCUUCCCUACCCCGAGUACCGUUUCCCCGGCUGGAACCGCCUAAGCGCAGGCCUCCAUCUCGAUGACUUUCAAAAAUUCUUCGAAGACCCAAACGGUGGACGUCCAUACGACCCUCGGCUCACAUCCAUCUCACCGGGUGACACCAUCGGAUGCGGAUAUAUCUUCAGCACAGGUACAAUAUUCUUCACCUACAACGGUGAAAGACUAGCAGAUGCAUUUCGCGGGGUGUAUUUACCGCGGACUGCACACGACGUGUAUGCUGCGAUAGGUGUCGGUGGACCCGGGCCGAGUCGCCUGAGGGUUAAUUUUGGUGGAGACGAUGAAGAGCAUCUAUUUCGGUGGCUGCCUGGGAGAGAAUGGAGUUGGUUGGUGGACGGACAUGUUGGGAGACUCGCAGGGAGUGCUGCGGACGAAGAUGAACUGCCCAGUUAUUCG
This is a messenger RNA of Fomitiporia mediterranea MF3/22, 849 nucleotides long. RefSeq lists its product as uncharacterized. The transcript has 2 exons. Gene Ontology annotation, molecular function: protein binding. NCBI's taxonomy places the organism in Eukaryota, Fungi, Basidiomycota, Agaricomycetes, Hymenochaetales, Hymenochaetaceae. The annotation marks the transcript as partial. The record is from RefSeq and is a predicted model, not a curated record.